Drosophila innubila is the source of this 3218-nucleotide messenger RNA. Its product is annotated as nose resistant to fluoxetine protein 6-like. The record is from RefSeq and is a predicted model, not a curated record. The transcript is spliced from 7 exons. NCBI's taxonomy places the organism in Eukaryota, Metazoa, Arthropoda, Insecta, Diptera, Drosophilidae. Bases 189 to 3107 code for a protein of 972 amino acids.
UAGCAAUAUUAUUUGUCAUAUUGUUGUUCCCAUUGAGCACACACGAGGUGAGCCGUGACCUGUGCAAGGGGUCAGAUGAUGAUACUUCUGAUUGUGCCAAUUCCCCUGAAGCUGUGUCGGCGGGCAUACGUAAGGUUACUUCACGACGAGCCGUUAAAACUAAAUUUAAAUUCCAUAAAAUCGAGCGCAUGGAUGAGGACAAUGCUGACGAUGAUAAUGAGGAUGGCAAUAAUUCAGAGAAUGUGGUAAAUGAUGAGCAAUCGGAACAGAAUGAUGAGCCAAAUUCAGCUGGGAAUGAUAAUGAUGAUGACGAGGGUGAUGGUGAUGGGGAUGGGGAUGGGGAUGAUAACGAUGACAAUGAUGACAAUGAUGAUAACGAUAACGAUAACGACACGGAAGCGGAAACCGAAGAUGGCGAUGGCGAUGGGGAAGAGGAGGAAGAGAAACCAUCACUUUUCAGUCGAAUUCUGACCAUUUUUACAAGUGAUGCCGCAAAUGAGACAGCAACAGAGCGUGCGAAAGUGAAAGAGAAAGAUAAAGCGAUAGCGAAAGAGAGUCAAUCGCAAUAUCCGAAUAUUAUUAACUGGUUCCAUUGGCUGAUCGAUCAAACUGGCGACGACGCCGUUCAAGUAGGCAAAAAAAAAGAUAAGCAGAAAUUAAUCAAAAGCGACAUUGAUUGGCUUACAUAUUUUAAACGUUGGCCGUUCAACAGCAUUUUCCCGGAGACACCGGAAAGUAAAGACCGUAACCGGGAGCGGGAGCGGACCAAGGGCAAACAGCAGCAACAACAGAAACAGGAGGCGGGGAGAGCGACAAGUGCGGCAUCAAGGCAUCAACAGUCCAAGAGCGAGGAGUACAUGGAGCUACUCAUCCACUCGCUGCCGGCGUUCAUUGGGAAUGUGGCGCAAGUGAAGAGCGGCGAGUGUCAUCAGCAAUUGGAGCUGCUGCAUCAACAGUUGAGAUCCCACAAAUUAUGGUCGUUGCAGAUGCUCGAUGCGACUGGUAAAAUCGGGGCCGGACUUUUACGUGGCAACAUUAACCAGUUUGGUGACUUUGACCAAUGCACCCAAGUGUCCACAUCCAUGAAGGCAACAAAACCGGCAAAGGCGACGCGUGUGCACGGCAAGUAUUGCCUGGCCCAGAUUGAGAUGCGUUCGACGACAAAUGAGCUUAAGGAUCCACUACACUUGCUACAUGGACGUGGCCUAUGGCACGCACACUUAAAGAACCCGAAGCACUUUGCGCCACGCUACAGCAUUGCCAACUGGGGCAUCUGUGUGCCACACGGCUGUUCCGCCCACGUGGUGCACACCAUUAUAGAAACGAGUCUGCGUCCUUAUAACGACACGGGAAUUGAGUUCCACAUCGAUGUGCGGGACGAGCACUGCACCACAAAGCGGAGAAAGAACUUUAUGAAGCUACUCUCCAAGGAUAAUAACUUGGCUAUGGGCAUUUUUGGCAUUGCCACCCUUGGAUUCGCCUGUGUCUUGUCCAUUGUCUGGGAGCAUUGGGAUUGGAUUAGCAGCAAACUAUUGCGCCUGAACAAUUUCAACAAUUCCGAGUCGACAAAGUCAGAGUCUUUGGAGACUGAUGAAGCAGACCGAACGGAGGAAGUGAAUGAGAGUGAAAUCUCUCCAACUGAAAAGGAGCAGGAGGAGAACUCUCCGGCUUUACAUUUGAGAAUCCUGAACGCAUUCUCGCCGCAUCGCACCUGGAAAUCGCUGGUGUCCCUAGAAAGUCCGGAUAUCGAGUUUCCCCUAAUUCAUUUACUCAAAAUAUUGGCCACAUUCAUGAUCUAUGUGAAUCUCAAGUUCAUCAUGGCCGGACACUUGCCCAUAACAAACCGGGAUGCAUUUGUCGGUACCGUCAAUCGCUACUGGAGCCUUGCGUACCGUGUUCCUUUGCUCUACAGCGAUUUGUUGCUCCUGCUGAGCGGUUUCCUGGUUGCCCAUAAGCUAUCUCAGGAAAUGGAGACCACUUGUCGUUUGAGUUUCCUUAAGAAUGUCGCCACCAAAGCCUGUCGUUAUGUGCCCAGCAUUCUGGCUGUACUUGGCUUUCAAACAUGGAUAUUACCCCACUUGGGCGCUGGUCCACUCUGGAAUCUUCUGGUGGGCGAGAAUGCGCGACUCUGUGAGGAGAAUAUGUGGCGUAGUGCACUGAGUGUUCAAAAUACCGCCGAUUUGGAAGAGAUGUGCUCACCACUCUCAGUACAACUUUCACUGGACGUGCAACUAUACUUUUUGGGUGCACUGGUCGUGUGGCUCUACUUCACCGAUCCGGAGGCUGGAUUUUUCCUCUGCGGCGCCUUUCAUGCCAUAUCCGUGGCGGCGCGUUAUUCGCGCACCCAACGCGAUCACCUGGCACCAUCCAUAUUCCACGGCAUUCAUGUCAGCAAAUUCUAUCGUACUGCGAAUCUGAUUUACUCAUCACCAAUCACUCGAGCCACCACAUAUCUGUUGGGCAUUGGGGCCGGAUUGUUGUUUCGGAGUGAAUCGGGAAUCUUUCGGAUUGCGCCACGUUUCAGGCGAACGGGAUGGGUCCUCGCCAUGAUGGCCAUAGUCUGGUGCUUUUGGUCACCAGCAUCGGGUAUACGGAGCAAGUACGUCUACAAAUCGAGCGAUGCCGCUGCCUACCUGGCUUGGAGUCCAUUGAUACUUGGCCUAGGCAUUGGUUGGUCCAUUCUUAUGGCUCCAUUCGAUAAAAGUAUGGUGCAACGCUUUCCAAAUGUUGCCCGAACAGUGCUUCUUCUGUCACGUAUUGAAAUACCCCUGCAAUUGGCCAGCUAUGUGGUGGUUCUAUGGAAUACAGCAAGUGUGAAGGAGCCACAUCAAUUUCUUAUGUCCGAUUUGAUUAACCUGCAGGAAGUUCUGUGUAUUGUGUUUUUCGCAAUUAUCGUAGCUUUCCUUAUUGAUUUUCCUGCCCAAGAGAUAGGACUUCUGAUACUUGAUUUCAACUUUAGUGACCCUCUGCUACCGAACAUUAAGGAUAAUCCAGCUGAAAAUCCAUCCAAUGAGGAGAGCUCUGAUCCUAAAUCUGAUUCGCCAGAACCAACUGAUUCGAUUUGGCCCUCUGAAUCGGAUCCAGAAGAUGAGAAAUCCUCCGAGUAAUGUAAUGUUUAAAUUACAAUUAUUUAAUCUUUUUAUAAUUAUUUCCAUAUUAAAGAUUGUAACGAAUUGAAAAUCGAAAUAUUGCAAAAGAGACUUUGUAUUCACAAAUUG